AUGUAUUAUGAAGAUCACAUAGAACCCGAUCCAAAUGAAAAAUGGAGAGAAAUAAAGCUUGAUUCACGAAAAUUCAGAGUUUCAUCUCUCGGAAGAAUUCAGUUAACAAAUGGCGAAAUCACCCAAGGUUCAUUGCAUAUAGGUUAUCGAAAAAUCGCUCGAGAAGGAUAUCUUGUUCAUCGCUUGGUGGCAUUAGCAUUUUGUCCCAAAGAAGAAAGAAAAGAAUAUGUAAAUCAUAUUGACGGGAAUCCUACCAACAAUAACGCAUCCAAUCUCGAAUGGUGUACACAGAAAGAAAACACUCAACAUGCUGUACGUCUUGGGCUUCGUAACUUCAAGGAUAGUAACAAAUACCAACGUCCUAUCAGGCAGAUUUUUGACGAUGGCUCUACUCGAGAAUUUCCAUCCAUAGCUGAAGCGCAACGUACAACUGGAAUUAACCGGUCAAAUAUUGGUGAAGUAUGUCGAGGACUCCGAGCUCAUGCUGGAAGGUAUCGGUGGGAGUACGUGAAUGCAAUGUUAUAUGAUAAUCAUUGA
Ambispora leptoticha is the source of this 537-nucleotide messenger RNA. The record is from the annotation of a GenBank genome assembly. Lineage: Eukaryota; Fungi; Glomeromycota; Glomeromycetes; Archaeosporales; Ambisporaceae.